AUGACGUCAUCUACAUAUCGAUCAUCGAAUGAAACUAUUACUAGUAAAUUUAAUUUUUGUGAAGAGAUUUUCACUGAAACGUUUCUCACCGAGAAGGAACAGUUCGAAAAGCGGAAAACAGAGGGCGAUCUUCUAUUCAUGCAAGUUCCACUGUUGGAGAUCGAUGGAUUAAAACUGGUACAGCGUGAUGCCAUUAUUCGUUAUAUUGCCCGCAAAUAUGGAUUGUAUGGCAACACACUUGACGAGCAGACAAAAGUUGACGUGCUGUAUGAAGGAGCCAAAGACUUCCUAUUCUCAUUUAUGUCCUUUGGAUUUUAUGGAGAUGACGAAAAGGUUAUGGAAAACAUUAAAUCUAAAACCCUGCCACGAUAUCUGCCGAUAUUUGAACGUUUACUGAGUGAAAGUUCAUCUGGUUAUUUAGUGGGCGAUGGAUUGACUUAUGCUGAUCUAUGCUUGUUAGAAGCAUUACUUGUUACGGAGGAAUAUUUCCCGGAAUUGCUAUCAGAUUAUGACAAAUUAAAGGAUUUCAAAGUCAAGAUAUCAUCGUUACCAAGGAUAAAAGCAUUCUUAGAAGGGCCUCAGCGAAAGAGGAAAAAUACGCCAGAGUAUUGUGGAACGGUAAAAGAAGUCUACUACAAGUGUAGCUCAACGUCAUUCCAGCUCCAAGAACUGGUCACUAAGAGAUAUUUUCGGAACCUGUCUGGUCUCGUUGUUCUUCCUUGUACAUGUACAACAACUGAUUAA
Messenger RNA from Saccoglossus kowalevskii, 744 nucleotides. Its product is annotated as glutathione S-transferase 3-like. Gene Ontology annotation, molecular function: glutathione transferase activity. The record is from RefSeq and is a predicted model, not a curated record. Lineage: Eukaryota; Metazoa; Hemichordata; Enteropneusta; Harrimaniidae. Gene Ontology annotation, biological process: glutathione metabolic process.